This is a messenger RNA of Acinonyx jubatus (cheetah), 1941 nucleotides long. It is a transcript of the gene INTS12, whose product is annotated as integrator complex subunit 12. Gene Ontology annotation, biological process: snRNA 3'-end processing. Bases 147 to 1535 code for a protein of 462 amino acids. Gene Ontology annotation, cellular component: integrator complex. The record is from RefSeq and is a predicted model, not a curated record. The transcript has 7 exons. NCBI's taxonomy places the organism in Eukaryota, Metazoa, Chordata, Mammalia, Carnivora, Felidae.
CCUGCCGUCGCACAGCCAAAAAGUUUCCCUCCUCACACUGCUGCAGGAACCUUUUUUUCCCCCUCCUCGGAGCCGGCUAGUUCCGGGACCGGUUCGGAAGGGGCCUCCGGGAACGGACGGAGUAGCGGGGCGGAGCGGUGUUUGCAAUGGCUGCUGCUGUGAACUUGGAACUUGAUCCCAUUUUUUUGAAAGCACUUGGCUUCUUACAUUCAAAAAGUAAAGAUUCUGCAGAAAAGCUAAAGGCACUACUUGAUGAAUCUUUGGCUCGGGGCAUUGAUUCAAGUUACCGUCCAUCUCAAAAGGAUGUGGAGCCACCCAAAAUUUCAAGUGCAAAAGCUAUUUCUGUUAAGCAAGAGCCCAAAACAUCCUCCAGUCUUCCUUCUGGCAAUAAUAAUGGCAAAGUCCUCACAACUGAAAAAGUAAAGAAGGAAGCUGAAAAGAGACCAGCUGAUAAAAUGAAAUCAGACAUCACUGAAGGAGUUGAUAUUCCAAAGAAACCUAGAUUGGAGAAACCAGAGACACGGUCCUCUCCUAUUACUGUCCAAACUAGCAAGGAUUUAGCUAUGGCUGACCUUUCCAGUUUUGAGGAGACCAGUGCUGAUGAUUUUGCCAUGGAGAUGGGAUUGGCCUGUGUUGUUUGUAGGCAAAUGACGGUGGCAUCUGGAAAUCAAUUAGUAGAAUGUCAGGAGUGCCAUAAUCUCUACCACCAAGACUGCCAUAAGCCUCAGGUGACAGACAAGGAAGUGAAUGACCCUCGCCUUGUGUGGUAUUGUGCCCGAUGUACCAGACAAAUGAAAAGAAUGGCUCAAAAAACUCAGAAACCACCCCAGAAACCAGCCCCCACAGUUGUUUCUGUAGCUCCAGCUGUCAAAGAUCCAUUGGUUAAGAAACCAGAAACUAAACUCAAACAAGAGACAACUUUUCUAGCAUUUAAGAGAACAGAGGUCAAGACAUCCACGGCUAUUUCAGGAAAUUCUUCUAGUACCAGUGUUUCUUCUUCAGUAACUAGUGGCCUAACUGGAUGGGCAGCUUUUGCAGCUAAAACUUCUUCUGCUGGUCCAUCAACAGCAAAGUUGAGUUCAACAACCCAAAACAAUAGUGGGAAACCAGCUACCUCAUCAACUAACCAGAAGCCUGUGGGUUUGACUGGUCUGGCGACAUCAUCUAAAGGUGGAAUAGGUUCCAAAAUAGGUUCCAAUAACAACACUGCACCCACUGUACCCUUGAAACCACCUCCACCUCUAACUUUGGGCAAAACUGGCCUUAGUCGCUCCGUUAGUUGUGACAAUGUUAGCAAAGUGGGUCUUCCUAGUCCGAGUAGUUUAGUUCCAGGAAGCACCAGCCAACUCAGUGGGAAUGGAAAUAGUGGGACAUCAGGGUCCAGUGGAAAUACCACUAGCAAAACCACUUCAGAAUCAAGCAGCUCUCCCUUAGCAUCCCUUAAAGGUCCAACUUCACAAGAAUCACAGCUCAAUGCCAUGAAGCGAUUACAGAUGGUCAAGAAGAAAGCUGCCCAGAAGAAACUCAAGAAGUAAUCUGGCCAAGUAGGUUUUUAUUUGACAUUACCCUAAAAUCUUAUUAGGACAUAAACUGUAAUAUACUAUAAUUUAAUAAAAAUUUUCACAAUGAAAUUUCUAUUAUUUCUUACCUUAAAAUGCUAAAUGUUAUUUAACAAAAUUUGGAAAUCUUUUUAUUUUAAAUCUGUUUACCAUUUUUAAGUUUCCAUAGUGUGUGAAAACACUGACUAGCAUGAUGAAUUCUUUGGGUUCCUGGGUCGCUCAGUCAGUUGAGCAUCCGACUCUUGAUCUCAACUUAGGGUCAUGAUCUCACAGUUCAUGAGUUCAAGCCCCAUCACAGCAUGGAGCCUGCUUGAGAUUCUGUCUCUCCCUCUUUCUGCCCUUCCCUGUUCACACUCGUUCUUUGUCUCUCUCUCUCUCUCUC